UCCGUAACAACUUCUCUGUUACUUCACCAUCACCUUUAUCGAGUUCCUCCUGUCUUCCAGUGCCUCGUGUUCUCCUUCUGUAUGGUACACGACCAUCUAGCAGUGGUUGGCUAGUUGCAUCUCUGCUCUUGUCGACACUAGAGAAAUAAACUUUUCCCCAUGCCAUUUUUAGACUUGCCCGUGGACCUCUUUCUGUCUAUUUUUCGCUUCCUCAGCCUUAACGACAUUCUGAGGAUAAGGCAGGUCUGCAGGUACUUGCAAGAGGUUUGUGGACUGCCUAGCGUCUGGCAUCUCCUCCUUCGCACACAAAUCAUAGAACAGAGUAUACCCUUCCCUUCAGGACCUCCGGGAUGGCUUAACAGCGUAGGCGCAAGGGAGCUAGAAGGCCUCGUUGUCCGUGCUGUUCGAGCCCGCCGCAACUGGACUUCGCCGUCGCCCCGCGCCACGAGGCAACUUGAAAUCAGUAUCGCGCCGACCAGAUUACCCGCCCAGCAAAGACGGGUGAUUGCACUCAAAUUUUUCACUCGUGGCUCGCACUCUUACAUACUCUCCGCUGCACUCAGUAUUCAUACACAGCCGAAUCCUCCCCAGCUUUGUAUCGAGUGCUGGGAUAUUAACCGCACCCCCUUGUGUAUCGCGAGGCGCCAAGGGCCAUGGCUGGGGGGAUGCGCCUUCAAUAAAGAUCCUUCUUACCCACCUUCCGUCGCGGUUAAAGGCCAAGAUUCUGGUCUUCACGUAUUCGCAAUCUCCACUACCGCCGAUACCCCAAGCGCCGCCUUCACCACCGUCGCCAGGAUACCUGGUCCGGUACACGAGCUCCUCGCAUUUUCAGGAUCCGUCGUCUUGAUACGCAGUAAUACUGAUCAACUUUUCAUUUGUGACGUACGGGCCGCGGGACACCGCAUGGAACUUGUCAGGCCUCCUCUCCCGCCUCCUCAGACUCAAGCCGCACAACCAACUCAGGCUGAAGCAUGUUUCGAAACCCUUAUUUUCAAUGACUUCCUAGUCAUCCUACGAUCCAGGUUCCUUGCGAUCUACUCCCUCCGUCUAUUCUGUCAGUCAACGACGAGUCGAGGUGUCCUUCACCCCCUGGCGCAUCACGUCUGGCAAUGGACUGUCGAUUCAGGUCGUCUAGCCUUCCACACUUCCCACACACGGGGUCCCCAGCCCAUUAGCGUUUUAAUCAGAUUUGCAAGCUCAUUUCCUUGGCCCACAAAUAUGCUCAAUCACUUCGUCAUAUAUCCCAACCCUCCAGGGUCACACUCGCUCUACGACUUCAUUCCGAUUCAAGUGCAGACUAUAUCCGCACCAUUACGGCUUUUCGCUUUAAGCGACAUGGCUAUCGGGGAGCAUAAUACGGCGGUGUGGUUGGACACGGACACUGAAAGUUAUUUCCUACAGGCGUCUUCGGGGCAAAGGCUUGCUGGUUGCAUCCUUAGUGCUGUCAACCACGGCCAAGUCAUGUACAUGAAUGCUUCGUCUGUGUACAAUGUGCAUGAAGACGCCAGUUGGACCAGGGUGACCUUAGACGAGAGAAAUAGCAAGAUAGCCAUUGGAACGCUAGAUGGAAGGAUAAUUAUUUUGGAACUUGCAUAAGCUAGCUGCAUGCUCUCGCUUUACCUGGGUUCUUACGCUUAAUGUAGAUGACCGA
Messenger RNA from Desarmillaria tabescens, 1651 nucleotides. RefSeq lists its product as uncharacterized. The record is from RefSeq and is a predicted model, not a curated record. Bases 160 to 1596 code for a protein of 478 amino acids. The transcript is spliced from 5 exons. Gene Ontology annotation, molecular function: protein binding. Lineage: Eukaryota; Fungi; Basidiomycota; Agaricomycetes; Agaricales; Physalacriaceae.